ACUGAGUACCGUACGAGGUCCAUUACCUGAUGCGGUCAACGUCAUAUAGCGGCUAAGGACACUUAAUGAUGCAUGGGAUUCUGCAGAUUUUUAGCACAUUUGGACAUCACCAGAAGUACCAGUCCUCCAGUACGGAACCUAUCUCCUCCGUGUUUGCCAGUCGCCACCCUACCACAACCUGCGCGAAGAACUAAGACUGGGAGGUGGAGGCGAGGACACACCCGCAUACUGUAGCUCUCCAACACCGGUGCACGCGUGGUGAUGCUGCAGACAACAGGAUUAUCUGAUUAACGGUGCAGAGUAGGACAUAUAUUUUUCUUCUUCUCGGGAAAUAAAACACACCGUUGGCCGCUGGCAAUUUACCCCAUUAUAUCAGGUGACAAAUGGGAACAGCAACUAACACCCAGUUUUGAACAAGGUGACUGCUGACGGAUCAAUCCAUGAGGUGACAUCCUGUGAGAUCCUGUGGCCGCCCGGUCUUUACGGCAUUGAAUCCCCUCCCUCUCCUCCGUCCCCCUCCCAGCAGUUUCCUGGCUGAAAAGCGCAGGCUCCCUGCUCCCCCAGCAGAAUGACUGUAGCCACUGGCGACCCCUCUGACGAGGCGGCAGCGCACCCGGGGAACGAGUACGACCCUGACGCUGACCACGAGUGCUGCGAGAGAGUGGUCAUCAACAUCUCUGGGCUGCGUUUUGAGACACAGCUUAAAACCCUCUCCCAGUUCCCCGACACUCUGCUGGGGGACCCCAAAAAGAGGAUGCGCUACUUCGACCCACUGAGGAACGAGUAUUUCUUCGACCGGAGCCGCACCAGCUUUGAUGCCAUUCUCUAUUUUUACCAGUCAGGAGGGAGGCUACGGCGGCCGGCCAAUGUGACCCUCGAUAUUUUCUCAGAGGAGAUCCGUUUCUAUGAGCUGGGGGAUGAGGCCAUUGAGCUCUUCAGAGAGGAUGAGGGUUUUGUCAAGGAGGAAGAGAGGCCACUUCCUGACAAUGAGUUUCAGAGGCAAGUGUGGCUGCUCUUUGAGUACCCAGAGAGCUCGGGUCCCGCUAGGAUUAUCGCUAUCAUCUCCGUCAUGGUCAUCCUCAUCUCUAUCGUAAGCUUCUGCCUGGAAACCUUGCCCAUCUUCCGCAACGACGACGACGAACCGCACAGUGUCUUUGACACCAAUACCAACACCACAAUCUACUUCACGUCCACCUACUUCACCGACCCAUUCUUCAUCCUGGAGACGCUCUGCAUCAUCUGGUUCUCCUUUGAGUUCCUGGUGCGCUUGUUCGCCUGCCCCAGCAAAUCGGGCUUUUUUGGUAACGUCAUGAACAUCAUUGAUGUUGUUGCCAUCAUCCCUUACUUCAUCACCUUGGCCACAGAGCUGGCUGAGAAACCAGAGGAUGGCCAGGCGGGUCAGCAAGCCAUGUCCCUGGCGAUUCUCAGGGUCAUCCGUCUAGUGCGAGUCUUCCGAAUUUUCAAGCUCUCGCGACACUCCAAGGGGCUUCAGAUCCUGGGCCAAACCCUGAAAGCUAGUAUGAGGGAGCUCGGUCUGCUGAUCUUCUUCCUCUUUAUUGGAGUCAUACUUUUCUCCAGUGCUGUCUACUUUGCGGAAGCUGAUGAGCCCGAAUCGCAAUUUGAAAGCAUCCCAGACGCCUUCUGGUGGGCUGUUGUCUCCAUGACGACAGUAGGGUAUGGUGACAUGGUCCCGACCACCAUUGGUGGCAAGAUUGUGGGCUCCCUCUGUGCCAUUGCAGGUGUGCUGACAAUUGCCUUGCCUGUGCCUGUCAUUGUUUCCAACUUCAACUACUUCUACCACCGUGAGACAGAGGGCGAGGAGCAGGCCCAGUGCCUAGGCCCAGUCACCAAAGAGGACUCGAAUGAAGAGCUGAAAAAGAGCCGGAGCGGCUCAACCAUUAGUAAAUCAGACUACAUGGAGAUCCAGGAAGGGGUGAACAACAGUAUUGAGGACAUCCCUGAAGAGAACCUCAAGACUCAGGCCAACUGCACGACGUUGGCCAACACAAACUAUGUCAACAUCACCAAAAUGCUCACAGACGUGUAGCCAGCCGGCAGGCAUUGUCCUCUCGGUGAGGUUGAGGGGUCAAAGGAUAGGACAGGUGUGUAAGCCUCCUUUUUCACAUGUGCUGCUGGAAUAUCAAGGCAAUAGAUUCAGGACGUAUACCUGUACUCGUCUCUUGUGAGUGGUGAGAAACACCAGAGACCAUGUGCUCACUCCUCCCCUAACACCCCCUGUUAGCUCGUCACACCUUGCCCUCAAACUGACCUUCUGUCAGAUUUCAAAUCUUAUAAUCCACAUUUUGCUUGUUGAUGUCUGCAUGGAGUUGGCUUUGUCAGUGUGACUUUUUCAAAUAACCUGUUCACAACAGUAGUACAAAAAAAGAGGAGAAAUGUAGUUAAAAAAAACACACCACCAACACUGCUUCAGCCCCCCUGUGCCGGCCCCUACCCUGGUCUCCCUUCAUUGCUAAAGGCACACUGCGCUUCUGAAGAGUCUUGUUUGCGUGUUACAAUAUGCUGCUUCCUGGAGCAAGCGAAAAAAAAACCCGUUCUGUGGUGAACUACUUGGAGAUUACAGAACGUGUGAGCAUUAAGCAAGCGUGCUGCGCUGCUGAGGCCUGUCAUGACCUGAGUCGGAGGAGUGUGAUACUGUAGUAGCAAUCCACACGAUUUACGGGAUAUCAGCUCCAUAAGCUUAUGAUGGUUUGACUUAUUUUCUUCAGUAGACAUCAGUAUCUGAUGAAUGACUGAGAAUGUCCUUGACUUUUCACUGCUUUAGUCUUACAUGAUGUAUGUGUUUACUGUACAUUGCAAUGCAAGCAUCCCUCCUCCACUCACCUGCAUCAGUCUGAACCAGUCUUGCUGCAGAUUUGAGGACAAAGUGAAUGUCUCUUCCUCUUUCAUAAAAAAAAAGAAGUGUACUCAUUUACAUACAGAUAGGUAAGUAGUUGUGACUGUAACCGAUACAGUAGCUAGAUACGGUAGGAAAUGUAGGUAGUUGAUUGUUGCAUGGAGUUCUUAACUGAAUGAGUGUUCUCACUCCCACAACUAUCAUUGCUCCAAAGACACAGUUUAUUGUCUUGCUCUCUAUAACCUUCUAUCAUACAUGUGAAGGGGUGACUAUAAAGUGGGUAUCAUACAUGUAAGUAUUCACCCCCCCCAUGGAUUUUCUCACGUUUUGUUGCCUUACAAAGUGGGAUUGAAAUAGAAUUCAUUGUGAUUUUUUUUUAGCCAAUGAUCGACAUAAAAUACUCCAGAAUGUCAGAGUAAAAAAAAAACAUUUAAACACAAUUUGACAAAGUAUUCACUCCUUUUGUUUACUCAAGCCUAAAUGAGUUCAGGAGUAACAUUUGUCUUAACAAAUCACAUAAUCACUUACAUGGACUCACUCUGUGUGAAAUUAUAGGGGUUGACAUGACAUUUGAAUAACUACCCCUUCCGCUAUCCCCCAUAUACAGUAUACAACAUCUGUAACUUCCCUCAGUCAAGUAUUGAACCUCGAGCACAGAUUCAACUACAAAGACCAGGGAGAUUUUCAGAAGCCUCAUAAAGAAGGACAGGGAUUGGUAGAUGGGUAACAAUAACAAAGUAGACAUUGAAUAUCUCUGUAAGCAUGGUCAAGUGAAUAAUUCUGCUGUUAGAUUAGGUAUUCAAUCACCUAGACACGUCAAACAUACAGUCGUCCUUCUAGACUGAGCUGCAGGGCAGGAAGGAAACUGCUCAGGGAUGUCACCCUGAGGCCAUUGGUGAUUUUUUUAAACGGUUACAGAUUUCAAUGGCUGUGAUGGGAGAGAACUGAUCAACAACAUUGUAGUGACUGCACAAAAAUGACUUAAAAAUAAGAAUCCACAUUUUCAGAAUAUAAAUAUUGCAAAACAUGCAUCAUGUAUGCAACAAGGCACUACAUUAAUACAGAAAGAAAACAUGUUUGGGGAAAAUCCAACAGAACACAUCACUGGCUGCAUCAUGGUAUGGGUAUGCUUGAAAUAGGCAAAGACUGCUGAGUUUUUCAGGAUAAAAAUAAAUGGGAUGAAGCUAAUCACUGGCAAAAUCCUAGAGAAAAACCUGCUUCAGUCUGCUUUACACCAGACAAUGGGAGAUUAAUUCACCUUUCAGCAGGACAAUAAACAACAACACAAGUGCAAAUCUUACACUGGAGUUGCAUACCAAGAAGACAGUGAAAGUUCUUAGUGGCCAAGUUACAGUUCUGACUUAAAUCUGCUUGAAAAUCUAUGGCAGUACUUGAAAAUUGCAGUCUAGCCAUGAUCCCCAACACCUUGACAAAGCUUGAAUGAUUUUGAAAAUAAUAAUGGACAAAUGUUGCACAAUGCAGGUGUACAAAGAUCCCAGAGACUUACCCAGAAAGACUCAUCGCUGCCAAUGGUGUUUCAAACAUGUGUUGACUCGGGGUGAAUACUAGUCUAACUCAAAGUACUGUAUUACAUUUACAUUUAAGUC
This is a messenger RNA of Oncorhynchus keta (chum salmon), 4461 nucleotides long. RefSeq names its product potassium voltage-gated channel subfamily A member 2-like. Gene Ontology annotation, molecular function: protein binding; delayed rectifier potassium channel activity. Gene Ontology annotation, biological process: protein homooligomerization; potassium ion transmembrane transport. Gene Ontology annotation, cellular component: voltage-gated potassium channel complex; axon terminus; juxtaparanode region of axon. The record is from RefSeq and is a predicted model, not a curated record. The coding region runs from base 569 to 2047 and encodes 492 amino acids. The transcript is spliced from 2 exons. Lineage: Eukaryota; Metazoa; Chordata; Actinopteri; Salmoniformes; Salmonidae.